This is a messenger RNA of Salvelinus fontinalis (brook trout), 13033 nucleotides long. It is a transcript of the gene lipea, whose product is annotated as lipase, hormone-sensitive a. Gene Ontology annotation, biological process: cholesterol metabolic process; triglyceride catabolic process. Gene Ontology annotation, molecular function: triacylglycerol lipase activity; sterol ester esterase activity. Gene Ontology annotation, cellular component: cytosol. The record is from RefSeq and is a predicted model, not a curated record. Lineage: Eukaryota; Metazoa; Chordata; Actinopteri; Salmoniformes; Salmonidae. The transcript is spliced from 11 exons. The coding region runs from base 6459 to 8585 and encodes 708 amino acids.
UUGUACUAGUCUGUCAAAUACACUAUGUGUUGCAUGUUUGAUAACUGUACAUUCACACGUAUCUCGUAAACAUAAAUCGCACGUUAAUUUCGGGUGUCCGUUUGAAGUCGCUUGCUUGUUGUCUGUCAGUCACAAUUUCUGCCAUAGAUAACUUUAGCUGCAGCAGUAGCUAGCAUUUUGGCUGCUAAGUUCUAUGUGGUUUUUGAAAGUACGAAUUUUAACUAUGGAUUUACUGCCAUUGUCAACAUUGAUACAGUUAAAAUAAAAAAAUAAAAAGUGUAGGUGUAAUGUAGAGUCCAGUGGUUACCGCUGGGAAAGCUGAUGUCGUGCAUAUGAGUGUCGUGUUCCAGUGAAACCUGAUAUUUUGAGAGUGAAGUUAGUGGACUGGGUUAGUUGCUAUAACGCAAAUGUCUGGUGACGUCAUCAAUCAGCUGGUUAGGUUCAAAGGGCUGUUGCUGUUUUGAGAGCUGGGUCUUGAGUAACUAGAUGACAGUGACUUUAAUAAAAACUGAAAGGAAUUUAAAAAGCCUUCAUGGAAAUUGAACAGAGCCCGGCUUCCCAAAAGCAUCCUAAGGCUACAUUCAUCGUUAGAAACUUAGUAGGAGCAUCAUUAGAUCCCCGAGCCGUUUCCCAUUACUGAUUACUGAAGUUGCUCCUGAAAACGCUUGAUAUUUAAAUGGUAUUUUAACCUGGGGAAAUCUGGGCUUGUUUUCAUCAUGGGGGGUGGGGGGAUGAAAUCUGAAAAGAAAUGUAGUCCUUCUUUGUGGCAUGUCGAGAAGGUUCUAUGUGAUACUGAUCGCACUACACGUGUUUGCGUGUCGAUAUGGUUGUCCUUGUUCGAUACAGCCAUUGGAAGUCUUAGAGCGGAUUCAUUGCUAAAUAUUAGUGAUGCACUGAUAUGACAUUUUUCUGAUACCCAAUAUUUUCCUUGCCCAAAAAACGAUACUGAUAACCGAUAUAACAUUUUUGUGGCCUUUUAAGCAUUCUAGUCAUUGUAAAUAAGAAUUUGUUUUUAACUUCUUAUGGCUGGGGGCAGUACUAAGUAGCUUGGAUGAAUAAGGUGCCCAGAGUAAACUGCCUGCUACUCAGGCCCAGUUGCUAAUAUAUGCAUAUUAUUAGUAGAUUUGGAUAGAAAACACUCUGAAGUUUCUAAAACUGUUUGAAUGAUGUCUGCGAGUAUAACAGAACUUAUAUGGCAGGCAAAAACCUGAGAAGAAAUCCAACCAGGAAGUGGGAAAUCUGAGGUUUGUAGUUUUUCAACUCAUUGCCUAUCGAAUAUACAGUGGGAUAUUUGUCAUAUUGCACUUCCUAAGGCUUCCACUAGAUGUCAACAGUCUUUAGAACCUUGUUUGAUGCUUCUACUGUGAAGGAGGGGGAAUGAGGGCUCUUUGAGUCAGGGGUCUGGCAGAGUGCCAAGAGCUGACCACGCGCGAGAGUUAGACCUGCGUUCCAUCGCAUUUCUACAGACAAAGGAAUUCUCCGGCUGGAACAUUAUUGAAGAUUUAUGUUAAAAACAUCCUAAAGAUUGAUUCUAUACUUCGUUUGACAUGUUUCUACGAACUGUAAUAUGACUUUUCGUCUGAACUUUCGCAUGGACUUUCCCGCACGUGGUGAGUUUGGAUUGUGUACUGAACGCGCGAACAAAAAGGAGGUAUUUGGACAUAAAUGAUGGACUUUAUGGAACAAAUCAAACAUUUAUUGUGGAACUGGGAUUCCUGGGAGUGCAUUCUGAUGAAGAUCAUCAAAGGUAAGUGAAUAUUUAUAAUGCUAUUCUGACAUCUGUUGACUCCACAACAUGGCGGAUAUCUUUAUGGCUUGUUUGGGCUCUGAGUGCUGUACUCAGAUUAUAGCAUGGUGUGCUUUUUCCGUAAAGUUUUUUUGAAGUCUGACACAGCGGUUGCAUUAAGGAGAGGUUUAUCUAAAGUUCUAUGUAUAAUACUUGUAUCUUUUAUAAUUUUUUUUAUGAGUAUUUCUGUAAAUUGAUGUGGCUCUCUGCAAAAUCACCGUAUGUUUUGAAGGCAAAACUUUACUGAACAAAACGCACCAAUGUAAACUCAGAUUUUGGGAUAAAAAUAUGAACUUUAUCGAACAAAACAUACAUGUAUUGUGUAACAUGAAGUCCUAUGAGUGUCAUCUGAUGAAGAUCAUCAAAGGUUAGUGAUUAACUUUAUCUAUUUCUGCUUUUUGUGACUCCUCUCUUUGGCUGGAAAAAUUGCUGUUUUUCUGUGAAUAGGUGCUGACCUAGCAUAAUGAUAUGUUGUGCUUUCUUCGUAAAGCCUUUUUGAAAUCGGACACUGUGGUGGGAUUAACAAGAAGUGUAUCUUUAAAAUGGUGUAAAAUACUUGUAUGUCUGAGGUAUUUUAAUUAUGAGAUUUCUGUUUUGAAUUUGGCGCCGUGCACUUUCGCUGGCUGUUGUCAUAUCGAUCCCGUUAACAGGAUCCCAGCAAUAAGAAGUUAACUGACUUGCCUAGUUAAAUAAAGGUUACACACACCACACUGACCAAAAAGUUUGUUGGCAUUUACGUAUGUCCCCAUUUUACCAGUAAAACAUAAUCAAAACCUAUUUCUUUCACUUACUUGAUGUGCUGUUUCGUUGUUCAGUUGUUUCAUUAUCAACCAGGAUUUCAUCAUGCAUGUCAAGCAGUGAAGUUUCAGCUCUGUCUGUCCGUGGCCUCUCUUCCUCAGUGCGCACUAUCACUGUGUCCGUUUCCAUCUUGUCCAGCUGUGUAUAUAACAUUUCACCUAAACCCUCUUUCUUGUCUGCAUCGAGGUAGCGGUCCUUGUAAAUAACAUCGAGCAUGGUGGCGACACAGUAUACGUCACUUUAUACACCGAAUAACUGGGGCCAAGAUGUUUAUCUGUUUCUGUGACCGUGACUACAAAUACAAAGGAGCCCAUUUCUUUGCAUAGCAAGCGAAAGAUAUGAAGAUGCUUCAAAUGAAAACCGAGAUGACUGUAUUAAAAGAUAAAUACAGGUUACAUAGACCAUAUAUAAAUGAACUCAGCAAAAAAAGAAACGUCCCUUUUUCAGGACCCUGUCUUUCAAAGAUAAUUUGUAAAAAUCCAAAUAACUUCACAGAUCUUCAUUGUAAAGGGUUUAAACACUGUUUCCAAUGCUUGUUCAAAGAAACAUAAACAAUUAAUGAACAUGCACCUGUGGAAUGGUCGUUAAGACACUAACAGCUUCCAGAUGGUAGGCAAUUAAGGUCACAGUUAUGAAAACUUAGGACACUAAAGAAGCCUUUCUACUGACUCUGAAAAACACCAAAAGAAAGAUGCCCAGGGUCCCUGCUCAUCUGUGUGAACGUGCCUUUGGCAUGCUGCAAGGAGGCAUGAGGACUGCAGAUGUGGCCAGGGAAAUAAACUGCGAUUUCCGUACUGUGAGACGCCUAAGACGGCGCUAUAGGGAGACAGGACGGACAGCUGAUCGUUCUCGCAGUGGCAGACCACGUGUAACAACACCUGCACAGGAUCGGUACAUUCGAACAUCACACCUGCGGGACAGGUACAGGAUGGUAACAACAACUGCCCGAGUUACACCAGGAACGCACAAUCCCUCCAUCAGUGGUCAGACUAUCCGCAAUAGGCUGAGAGAGGCUGGACUGAGGGCGUGUAGGCCUCUUGUAAGGCAGGUCCUCACUAGAUAUCACCGGCAACAACGUGAUGGUGUAGAUUGAUUAUGAGGGGGAAAAAUAAUUGAAUCCAUUGUAGAAUAAGGCUGUAAUGUAACAAAAUGUGGGAAAAGUCAAGGGGUCUAAAUUCUUUCCAAAUGCACUGUAUUGCCAUGUUAGUUAUCUAACUAGCUAAUUGUUUCAAUGCAUCUUUUAAAUGUGAUAUUCCAAGACAUUUACCUAAAGGGUUUUUCCUCGAUAACCUCCUUGUUGUAUUGUUGGCUAGCCAGGUUAGUUAGUCCCGCUGGGCUAGCUGGCUAACGUUAGCUACUGAGUCCUUUUUGUUCAAAAUGGAAAAAUUAGACGGGGGAAAAAAGUCAAGCUUUUUUUACACUAGCUGGCUAGUUAGCAAAAAACACUGUUUCCUCUCAGCAUUGCUAGCUAUCUAUCAAACAUGGUUGUACUGGCCAUCAUGUAAGCUUCUAACUGGGAUAUUAAAAAUGAGGAUGUACUGUUACUCCAAAACCGUUUGACCAACAGAGAAGCAACAUUUACGCCUCCCUCUAAACCCCACCUACAUGGAAUUAAUGUGCCAGAACUAUACAAACGCAAAAAAGGGCAGCGAAAGCGAAGGGCAGAGUAACUGAACCAUAGAUCAGUGGUAUAAAAGUAACUAAUUGUCAUACUUGAGUAAAAGUAAAGAUGCCUUAAUAGAAAAUUACUCAAGUAAAAUUGAGUCACCCAUUAAAAUACUACUUGAGUAAAAGUCAGUGUUUUGUUUUAAAUAUGCUUAAGUAUUAAAAGUAAAAUACAAAUGUAAAUUUUUAUAUUAAGGAAACCAGACGGCAUCAUUUUCUUUUUUUUCCUUGGGAAUAUAGUAAAGUUGUCAAAAAUAUAAAUAAUCCCCCACAAAACUAUUUAAGUAGUACUUUCAAGUAUUUUUUUACUUAAGUACUUUACACCACUGCCAAAGAGGGAACUGUUUCAUCGCAAUCGCAUUAUGAUUAAAAAUGUUUCACUGGAAAGAAUUUCUUUGCAUUUAUUUACAAUUCAUUUGUUCUUGCCAUUAAAAAUGAUUUCCUUGCAAUAUUAUUUAUUUUGCACUCAACUUUUGGGUUAAUGUUUGGCUUUCAAUAUCACCAUUUUUAUUUGCAAUAAUAAAAAUGUUGUUCUCGAAUAGUCGUGGUAAUUUCCUGUAUUACUAAUUGAUGAGAGAGCAAACCACACACCAGUCAGAGUUAUAACUUAAACUUCAUCUUUAAUUCAUAUGAGCUUCACCAUAGCCCUUUGACUCUCGGAUAAAUUAAUUCUCUGAGAGUUCUUACAAAAGAAUUCUAGUAUAUUUUAUAGCCAAGAUACACCCCUCUCAACUCACAUGACGAACCACAGAUCUCAGAAACUUCACAAAGGGCCUUUUACUUGAGAGGAGUAUCCCAUAGCCAGAUAGCAAUAGCUAAAAAUUAUCGUUCAGUUUGGUCUCUAAGACGAGGUUCUAAUCUCGUUCUUGGUACUUCAUAGUACCAAAACAUUACCUUAUCCAAUGGCAUAUAUCAAUUGUCAACUUUAGAUACCCCCAUCUCAAAUACACACCCUCUUCUCUCCCCUCCUGGACAAGCUCACUGAGAGUAUAUGACCUAGAAGUCACUCCCAUCUCAAGAUUAGUGCAACAUCAGAGGGGUAAUACAAUGGUUCCAGACACUGCCAUACUCCUCCCCCAAUGGGAAAAUGAGGGAGUGACUGGCGUACAGACAUUGUGGAGCCCUUCACAUGGUUUAACAGAUACAUUCACAUAUGAAGACAAUGUUCAAUUCUAACUUCUCCCUUUCUGAUAUUCUGCAUAUUACCAGACAUGUAAAAGACAAGCCUGACCUCUCCCCUCUCUGGGCCCCAAAUGCAACUGCCAACAGUAUAGCCCAAAAGAAGACAUUCUAAUGACAAGUAUCUCACAUAAGCAUAUUAUGAUGAAUCAAUAAAACAUCUAAUUUAUCUGUUACCCAACUAAUUCUGAUUCAGCUAUGACAGAAUUCAAAAGGAUUGCUUGAUAUAAAAAGGCACAAAAGUAAUUCCAUAAGAACUGUGCUGAAAUAAAAGUAUCAAAGAAUUUGCACAGCUGUCAAUCAAGCUAAGGACAUAGAGAAUGUAUCAGUCCAAGGUUGGUUUAUUCUGUUGAUUCAUGAUUCUUAGUACUCUUGUCUUGACUAGGCCUAUACCUUUUUAGGAUUUCUGACAAGGUUGUGUUCAUUUUGAUAAAUGCUGUCAACAGGCUAUGUAGUCUCAUUCAUUUGCAAAGUUAGAUAAAGUCUGUCUGUAGGAAGAGUCGGGAUAGUUGCAUGUUUUAAUCUUUGACCUUUGGCACACACAACCAAACGCAUCAUUAAAAGAUACGUUGUUUUUUUUACAACCACAUCUCUUUGUUUAUGUAAAUGUAUGUGUAAAUAGGGUCCAGACACUUGUUUUGCAAUUUCACUUGUUUUUGAGAAACUUACCCCAAGUGAAAUUGCAAAACAACAUUAACCCUCAUUCUGCACAAUGAGGAUGAAGAUGGUUGGGGUAAGUUUCUCAAAUUGCAAAACAAGUGUGUUUAUCUGUACUUUACUAUUUAUAUUUUUGACAGCUUUUACUUUACUGUAUUCCUAAAAUGUAUGUAAUUUUUACUCCAUACAUUUUCCCUGACACCCAAAAGUACUCAUUACAUUUUGAAUGCUUAGCAGGACAAGAAAAUGGUCUAAAGUACAUCCCUGGUCAUCCCUACAGCCUCUGAUCUGGUGGACUCACUAAACACAUGCUUUGUUUGUAAAUGAUGUCGGAGUGUGCCCCUGGCUAUCCCUAAAUAAAAGUGUUUCAGGUAUGGCCUGGAGAGCUGUGUUCACAGCCUUGGAGGCAGUGUGUGAGGAAAACAUCACAGCUCUGUCUGGGCCUACCGACUUGCUGUACGGUAACGCUUCCGGACGCUUGGUGACUUGCAUGACAAAGAUUCAGAACCAUGGCCGUGCCCUCGAACCUGUGGUUGCUGGUUUUACUGCAGUCUACCACCACUAUGACUUUGACGCAGAUACCCCUGGGAAUGGGUAUCGCACACUGGUAAAGGUGCUGCAGUCUUGCCUUUUGCACAUCAUCCACAAGGGCCGCUACAUUGCCUCUAACUGCCACGGGGCCUUCUUCAGGGCCAACCACAAUGCCUCAGAGAUGGAAGCCUACUCCAGUGCCCUGUGUCAGCUGCGGGCCCUCCUCUACCUCGCUCAGCGUCUGCUCCACGACAACGGUCAUGGGCAGCUGUACUCCCUGCAGGAUGGGGAGCUUAGCAGGAGGUUUGUGAGGGAGUACACAUCCAUGCACAAGGCCUGCUUCUACGGCCGCUGCCUGGGCUUUCAGUUCUCGCCUACCCUUCGUCCGUUCCUGCAGACAGUUGUCAUAAGCAUGGUCUCAUUCGGAGAGAGCUACGGAAAACAGAAGUCUGGGUUAGGCAUGGCAGCUUUCUCCUUCCUUACCUCCGGGAAGUAUGUCAUUGAUCCAGAGCUGAGGGGAGCAGAGUUUGAGCGGAUCACCCAGAAUCUGGACAUGAAGUUCUGGAAGUCUUUCUGGAACCUCACAGAAUCCGAGCUUCUAUCGGGCUUGGCCAGUAUAGCCUCUAACCUAGUGCAGCUGAACCUCACCCUGACCAUACCACCUGAACCACUGCUCCUCCCCCUGGCCUCAGACCCACGUCUCUUUGCCCCCGUGUCCCCUCCGGUGGCCCACUGGGGCCCUGGACCUGUUAACAUGCGGCUCAUCUCCUAUCAACUUCGAGAAGGACAGGACAGUGAAGAGCUGCUAGCUUUCUCUCGUACAGAAGCUACCCCCAUCUCUGUGUCUUUGGUACCGUUUGGUGCUCAGAAGCACCCUCCCUCCCCCUGGCUGCUGAUCCACUUCCAUGGAGGAGGCUUCGUGGCCCAGACGUCGAAAUCCCAUGAGAACUAUCUGAAGAGCUGGUCCAAGGAUCUAAAUGUCCCCAUCCUGUCUGUGGACUACUCCCUUGCCCCUGAGGCCCCAUUUCCCAGAGCCCUUGAGGAGUGCUUCUAUGCCUACUGUUGGGCCCUCAAGAACUGCCAUCUUCUUGGCUCCACGGCUGAGCGCGUGUGUCUGGCUGGGGACAGUGCUGGGGGGAACCUCUGCAUCACAGUGUCUAUGAGGGCCAUAGCCUGCGGUGUGCGUGUCCCAGAUGGUAUUAUGGCUGCCUACCCAGCUACCCUGCUCACCAUUGACGCCUCGCCCUCCCGUCUGCUCACCCUCAUUGACCCACUACUGCCAUUAGGAGUGCUCUCCAAGUGCCUCAACGCCUACGCAGGUGUAGACUCUCAGGCGGUACAGCCCACAGAGGAGACCAGCACAUUGAGUGCUCUAGGUAGAGACACAGCCUUGCUGAUCAGUGACCUCACACACGGGGCAUCCAAUUGGAUCCAGUCCUUCCUUCCUGCAGAAGUCCUAGGGUCACUGUCAUCGUCACACCGGAAGUCCCUUGACAAUGAGGCCCACUACAGAUCAACGUCACCCCGUUCCUUCUCAUCCAACUCCUCCUCAGGUCCUAGGGAUUACCCAGAAGGUUUUGAGCCCCUGCGCUCCGAGCGCCUCGCUGUGAUCCAGGCGACUAGCUGUCCCAUCGUCAAGAACCCGUUUGUGUCACCGCUUCUAGCCCCUGAUUACCUACUGAGAGGACUACCGCCUGUACACUUAGUGGCCUCUGCACUGGAUGCCUUGUUGGAUGACUCUGUGAUGUUCGCCAAGAAACUGCGGGAUAUGGGCCAACCAGUGACCCUGAGGGUGGUGGAGGACCUCCCACAUGGCUUCCUCAGCCUAUCGGGGCUCGCUAAGGAGACACAGGUGGCCUCAGACAUCUGCGUAGAGCGAAUCAGAGAGGUCUUCCAGCAGCAAACCCCGCCUCCCUGUACUGACAAGCAACCAAAGUUGGAAAGGACCAAUCAUGGCCCAUCAAAUUGAGUGGCUGACCAGCUGCCUAAUAAAAUGGAGGGGAAAGUGUUGUUGUUAGAUUAGAGCUUGUAUGGAACUGAGUCAUGCAUGUACAAUUUAUAAAAUGGUGAAGGGGGGAUACACUAAGGAUGUAAGAAAAAGGGAGGAGGGGCUUUCCAGAUUAUUUGCUCAAUGGUAGUCUGGGGGGGAAAGGCAGUCCUCUAGUUGACUGACAGCACAAUACGAUCAUUCAAAGCACACUGGGGGGGGGGGGGAGUAUGAAAUAGAGUGUCCUUUUUAACAUUGCAGAAACAUAACACAGGGUAUGUUAAUGAAACCAAUUUGACCAGCUUUGAAAGAAAUGCCUUGCCUGGUUGCUACUCUGUUUUUAUGCUUUAACCAACCCCUUCGUCAUUGAUUUGGCUAAAGCAGAAACAAAAUGGCAACCGGCUGCUUAGAAUAAGUAAUAAUCUCUGAAUAGACAGAUUUGUGUAAUCAGAAGUAGUGCCUUUACCUCAAACUGUACUGUACAAACAAAUCCCUUUAUUUUACCUUGGUGUAUCAUCGGGUUGAACAACUAAUAGGACCUAAUGCAUACAUACGGUGCCUUCCGAAAUUAUUACGACCCCUUGACGUUUUCAACAUUUUAUUAGGUUACAGCAUUAUUCUAAAAUUUAUUAAAUCGUUUUUUCCCCCAUCAAUCUACAGACAAUGCUUCAUAAUGACAAAGAAAAACAGUUUUUUAGAAAUGUUUGCUAAUUUAUUAAAAAUAAAAACAUAGCAAAUUUCCAUAAGUAUUCAGACCUUUUACUCAGUACUUUGUUGAAGCACAUUUAGCAGCAAUUACAGCCUUGAGUCUUUUGGGGAAUUACGCUACAAGCUUGGCACACCUGUAUUUGGGGAAUUUCUCCCAUUGUUCUCUGCAGGUCCUCUCAAGCUUUGUCAGGUUGGAUGGGGAGCAUUGCUGCACAGCUAUUUUCAGGUCUCUCCAGAGAUGUUCGAUAGGAUUCAAGUCCGGGCUCUGGCUGGGUCACUCAAGGACAUUCAGAGUCUUGUCCCAAUGCCACUUGUGCGUUGCCUUGGCUGUGUGCUUAGGGUCGUUGUCCUGUUGGAAGGUGAACCUUCCCCCCAGUCUGAGGUUCUGAGUGCUCUGGAGCAGGUUUUCAUCAAGGAUCUCUGUACUUUCCCCUCGAUUCUGACUAGUCUUCCAGUCCCUGCCACUGGGAAAACAUCCCCACAGCAUGAAGCUGCCACCACCAUGCUUUACCGUAGGGAUGGUGCAGGGUUUCCUCAAGAACGUGAUGCUUGGCAUUCAGGCCAAAGAGUUCAAUCUUGGUUUCAUCAGACCGGAGAAUCUUGUUUCUCAUGGUCUGAGAGUCUUUAGGUGCCUUUUGGCAAACUCCAAGCAGGCUGUCAUGUGCCUUUUACUAAGGAUUGGCUUCUGUUUGGCCACUGUACCACAAAGGCCUGAUUUGGUGGAGUGCUGCAGAGAUGGUUCGGGGCCAUUCUUCCCCGUUUGCUCACUUUUUCUGGGCAGCCAGCUCUAGGAAGAGUCUUGGUGGUUCCAAACUUCUUCCAUUUAAGAAUAAUGGAGGCGACUGUGUUCUUGGGGACCUUCAAUGCUGCAGAAAUGUUUUGGUACCCUUCCCCAGAUCUGUGCCUGGACACAAUCAUGUCUCGGAGCUCCACGUACCAUUCCUUCAACCUCAUGGCUUGGUUUUUGCUCUGACAUGUACUGUCAUCUGUGUGACCUUAUGUAUACAGGUGUGUGCCUUUCCAAAUCAUGUCGAUUUCAAUUGUAUUUACCCCGAGUGGACUCCAAUCAAUUUGUAGAAACAUAUUGAUGGGUUCUGACUUCUAAACAUGAAAAUAUGAAAUAUCCUUAUUAAUGUCACUGAGGAAGAGGGGAAUGUAGAAUGUUUACAUUCUGUCAGAAUAUGUUGUUAGACAUCAGGGAUCCUAUGGAAGGAGAAGGGCCACAGUCUGCAGUCUGGUACAAGUCAACAGGACAGCUGUGAGUUGGGGAGGAGUGGGAAAUUUGGCCAGAGGUCAGAUGAAGUGAGGAAGAACAGAUAUCACAAAAAUUCUGUCUUGCAAGGGCCUCCCGAGUGGCGCAGUGGUCUAAGGCAGGAUCUCUAGCUGUGGCACUACAGAUCCUAGUUCGUGUCCAGGCUCUGUCGCAGCUGGCCGAGACUGGGAGACCCAUGAGGCGGCGCACAAUUGUUCCAGCGCCGUCCGGAUUUGGGGAGGUUUUGGCCGGCAGGGAUGUUCCUGUCCCAUCACGCACUAGCGACUCCUGUGGCGGGCCGGGCGCAAUGAACGCUGAGACAGUUGCCAGGUGUACGGUGUUUCCUCCGACACUAUUUUCAUAUAGUGCGGCUGGCUUCCGGGUUAAGCGGGCGUUGUGUCAACAAGCAGUGCGGCUUGGCUGGGUUGUGUUUCGGAGGAUGCACGGCUCUCGACCUUCGCCUCUCCCAAGUCCAUAUAGGAGUUGCAGCGAUGGGACAGGACUUUAACUACCAAUUAGAUACCACGAAAUUGGUGGAGGAAAAGGGGGGUAUAAAGCAACAGAGGUGUAUUGGCUGUUCAUAGAUGUAAGGAGGAGACUCAACAUAGAAGGCAGGGUUAAAUUCCAGUGCUUGUGUGAAUAUGUCUUGGUCUUAUGCAGCUGUGUGACCCAGUGGGUGAAAAAACUUGGUUUGAGCUUUACUAAUCGUUCGUGAGUUUUUACUCUUUAUUUAGAACCUAACAGUUGGCGCUGCGAAUCAGUCCGAAUCAGUGAAACAGGAGCCUGCACCAGAAAUAAGGUAGGCACAGUUCCUACACCUGUUACCAGUUAUUAUUUAGUACCUAACAAUCUCAAGAAUGAUAAAUGGAAACAGGAUGCACCUGAGCUCAAUUUCAAGUCUCGUAGCAAUGGGUCUGAAUACUUAUGUAAAUAAGGUAAAAAAAUAUAUAAAUAUAUGUGUACAUUUGAAAGAUUUCGAAAAAUCGGUUUUUGUUUUGUCAUUAUGGGGUAUUGUGUAGAUUGCUGAGGAACUUGUUUUAUUUAAUCCAUUCUAGAAUAAAGUUGUAAUGUAACAAAAUGUGUAAAGGUUCAAUGGGUCUGAAUACUUUCCGAAGGCACUGUAGGUACUUCAAGUGUGUGUGUGGUGAAUUAUGUAAGCUUGUUUGUUAUGUAUUUACAAGAUAGAACUACAGUACUGUAUUGACAAGGUGAUGUUGACCAGCAGCGUAUGAGUGUGGAAAUUACUUGAUUGAACAUGGACAUGUUUUUGUUUGGGUUACUGUUUUGGAAAAAUAUGUUGUAUUUAAGGCUAGAUGUCAAAUGUACUUACAGAACACAAAAAUUAUUAUCUAUUACCUUUCAUGACUGACAAACUUUGGAACACCAGUCAUCUUUUUUGACUUGGAAAUGCCUAAUACGGACAGAAGCAUGUCUGUUCUACGAAAUAUAUUCUCAAAUUUAUUCUCAAAUAUUUUAUUUUCUGUGACUCUGUGCACUGAACUGACAUGCAUGAUUAUUGAUGACACUCCGAAGUUCAGAUAAAGGGAAUGAAGUAGUCUAUCAUGCACACCACAUCAGUGCUCAAAUCUGACAGCGGUGUAUAGCCUACUGUAGCUGCUGGAAAAAUGUAUGCAAAGCCUAUAUUUUAUCACUCUGGAUGUAACUUUUAAGUGCUACUAUUUUUGUAAUGUUAUUAAUGAAACAAAAUCAAACAACCCAUAGUAGAAUAGUUGACCGAUUUACCUAGUCAGGUUGUUGUGCGUUCAUUCUCGAGGCUCAUUGAAAUUGCUAGAGCCAUAGGAUGGACAGAUGUAUUUUGACAAGCAGUCAACUGCACAACAAUGUUUAAUGCAAUCGCAGGAAAACUUUUGAAAGCUGUUUUGGCCUUUGUUAAAAGAAAGAGGGGAUCCCAGUUUUACAUUGCUACCAGGUUCAUAGUAGUGUCCAAUGGGGUAAAUGCAAAUGGACAAACCUCAUGCUUCGGCCUAUGUAUAUUUUAUAGCCACUAUGCUUCAUCAGUUGGUCUACAGGUGAUAAUUAUUAUUGCCGAUAGCACAUCUGAUAAUAUAGACUAUAGGUGCAUAGGCUAUAGUGCAUAGGCUAUAUGCAUGGUCCAAUGUUAAAAUAUAUUUUCAACUUUUUUUUUAACCAAAAUGUUAUUAGACCCAUUUCUGGAGGUUUUAUAAAAUGCCGACAGAUAAUUGGUUCGUUCAACAUCGGUUCUUUUUGUCUGUAAAAUUAAUUAUGCAAGAAAUGGCAGUGAAAACACUUUUUUAUGCGCAAAAAUGUAUAUAAUAACCAUAUCGAAGUAAACUGAAUCACGAGAUGAUAUGGUGUGUGGUGCUCCCACUGCGACUCGGGAAACCAUACAGUUUAUUAGGCUACAGAUUAAAUAAAUGAUGAACUUCACAGAGUGGUGAAAAUGCACAGUGAUCUUGAUGCUCCUUUCCAAUAAAUAUCAAGGGUCUUA